CAAAACACAGAAUUGUUGCCUUGAUUUUAGCUAACGUUAGCUAGCUAAAUCACUUCAAAGUUACGUAGAUAACCAGUUUAUUGCAAUAAUAAUUGUAAUCUCUCCAUUUGUCCAACUCUGUCAGCUUUUAAACCAAGGUUUUUGCGUUAUCGAAAUGGGGAAAGGUUGCAAAGUUGUGGUGUGUGGUUUGGCAUCUGUAGGAAAAACAGCCAUCCUUGAACAGCUGUUGUAUGGCAAUCACGCUGUUGAGGCCGUAUCACUGUAAAUGCUGCAUGGCCAAUGCAGACGUCGGAUUGCUGUUCAUUGACUACAGCUCAGGCUUCAACACCACAGUACCCUCCAAGGUCAUCAUUAAGCUCUGGGACCUGGGUCUGGGUCUUGGACUUCCUGACGGGCCACCUCCAGGUGGUGAAGGUUCAGAGUCCACUGAGACCCAGGAGGAUGUGUAUGUGGCAUCGGUGGAAACGGAUCGUGGUGUAAAGGAACAGUUACGUCUCUAUGACACCAGGGGUCUCCAUGACGGCCUGGACCUUCCCAAGCACUACUACUCUGUGGCAGACGGCUUUGUGCUGGUCUACAGUGUGGACAGCCUGGAGUCCUUUAAGAAGGUGGACGUCCUCAAGAAGGAAAUAGACAAGUCCAGAGACAAGAAAGAGGUGAUGGUGAUCGUGCUAGGGAACAAGACAGACCUGCGUGAGCGUCGUCAGGUGGAGCAGGAGGCAGCGCAGCAGUGGGCGCGGGGGGAGAAGGUUAAGCUAUGGGAGGUCAGCGUCACUGAGAGGAACUCUCUCAUCGAACCCUUCACCAUGCUCACCAGCCGCCUCACACAGCCUCAGAGCAAGUCUGCCUUCCCUCUUCCAGGACGCAAGAGCAAGGGCACGGCGUCCAACGACAUAUGAACUGAACUCAACCUCAAGAGCACCUAAGUUCCAAGUACUUCAGGGGGGAGAUGUUACAGAGUAGGAUUGAUGAGUUAGCCAGCCAACUUCAAUUAAUAUUCUGACUUCAUAUCAGCAUGACUCUACAUUCCAUAGACAACCAACAACCCAUAUUAAAAGAGCUUUUUUUUAAUUGACUAGCAAAUCAAGAGAUGUAUCUUAAUGUUUAUCAAAGUGAGCUGGCUAAAUGAGUGAGCCUGCUUUGUGGUGUCAUACACUCCUCUGGUUUCAGUGUGUUCCAUCCUAUGGGAUGGCUAUAAUAGCCGCUGUACAGCAAGGUCUAGGCCUAUCUAAUGCGCCUUUAGUGUGAGGCAUAUUACAUAGUGUAUGGCCUACUACCAUCUAGUGUACGGCAUAUUACUAGAUACUACCUAGUGUAUAGCCUACUACCAUCUAGUGUACGGCAUAUUACUAGAUACUACCUAGUGUAUGGCCUACUACCAUCUAGUGUACGGCAUAUUACUAGAUACUACCUAGUGUAUGGCCUACUACCAUCUAGUGUACGGCAUAUUACUAGAUACUACCUAGUGUAUGGCCUACUACCAUCUAGUGUACGGCAUAUUACUAGAUACUACCUAGUGUAUAGCCCAGUAGCAAUAAAAAAUGAUGGUACGACCUUGAUCAGGUAUGUUGCUUAUGUCUGAUUAUUAAAUGUCUGUCUUUCAUCAGUUGCACCCUAAAUGGUUGUUUUUGUGUAUUUGUUAAAAAAUACAAAACCUGUGUAGUUUAUUAGCUUUGUACAUGUUUUAUUUACCUAAUUUAUUUGUCACUUUAUGAAACUUAAUUCCUAGUGCGUAGGAAUGGGAUGAAAUAUGGCUUCUGUCAUGCGUCCAAAUAAUAUCCUCUCUCCUGAAGUGUACACUAGUUCACUACUACAAAAGUAAAAGCAUUGGAUUGGUGGAGGCAUGGGCCAGGAGUUUCCACCAUAUUUCUUAGUCAUUUUCUUUCAAUUCAGUGAAUUGAAGUAAACGCUGAGGAUGGAGAGAUAAUUGGAACAUUGCCUGUGUCCUUCAUGUCUUGUGUGAGACCUAGCUAAAUAAAUUGAAUAUUUUAUGCU
Salvelinus namaycush (lake trout) is the source of this 1995-nucleotide messenger RNA. Its product is annotated as NF-kappa-B inhibitor-interacting Ras-like protein 1. The transcript is spliced from 5 exons. The record is from RefSeq and is a predicted model, not a curated record. The coding region runs from base 231 to 899 and encodes 222 amino acids. Gene Ontology annotation, molecular function: GTP binding; GTPase activity. Gene Ontology annotation, biological process: canonical NF-kappaB signal transduction. Lineage: Eukaryota; Metazoa; Chordata; Actinopteri; Salmoniformes; Salmonidae.